AUGGCCUGCUCUACCAACUGCCACUGCACCAAGCCCUGCACCAACUGUGCCUGCGACACCAAGUCGUGCUCCUGCGGACCUUGCAAGUGCGAGUCUUGCCAGUGCACCAAGGCUUGCGAGUGCGAGAAGAACCCCGAUUGCAAGUGUGAGACCUGCAAGUGCGAGGGAGCUUGCAAGUGCUAA
Messenger RNA from Yarrowia lipolytica CLIB122, 183 nucleotides. NCBI's taxonomy places the organism in Eukaryota, Fungi, Ascomycota, Dipodascomycetes, Dipodascales. The record is from RefSeq and is a predicted model, not a curated record.